CCGCAGUAACGGUCGUAAAGCGUCACUUACUAAGACAGUGUCGCACAGGGAGGUUACACCGCACUCCGCCACUCUCCACCGCUCAGCGGUUUAACCUCUUCUCAGGAGUGUCACCUAAGUGCCAACAUGCCGCGUGGAAGACCAAAGGGAUCAGGGUCUACCCCUGACAAGCCCCGUGGUCGCAUGACUGCGUAUGCCUUCUUCGUGCAGACCUGCCGCACAGAACACAAGAAGCUCCAUCCUGACGAGAAUGUUCAGUUUGCUGAGUUCUCUCGCCAGUGCUCAGAGCGCUGGAAGACCAUGUCGGAGAAGGAGAAGAAAAAGUUUCACGAUUUGGCUGACGUGGACAAGGCUCGUUACGACUUGGAGAUGAAGGACUUCGUACCGCCUCCCGGAAGCCGUCGUGGACGGCGUGGACGUGGAACCAGACAACCUAAAGACCCUAAUAAGCCUAAACGAGCUCUCUCCGCCUUCUUCUACUACGCCAAUGAUGAACGAGCCAAGGUACGAGCUGCUAACCCCGACUUUUCUGUGGGGGAGGUGGCCAAGGAGCUGGGGCGCCAGUGGAACGAGCUGUUCGAGGGUGAUAAACUCAAGUACGAGAAGCAGGCCGAGGAGGACCGCGCUCGCUACGACCGUGAGAUGACCGUCUACAAGGCCGGUGGCCCCUUGCCUUCUAAGAAACUAAAGGCUACGAAUGGCCACCCAGUGGACGUGAAGCACGAGGACAAUGAUGACGACGACGAUGAUAACGACAUAGGACCUGACGACGACGACGAUGAUAUCUCAGAUGACGAUGAGUGAUCGCCUUAGUGGAUAUGCGCGUCUACACGACCAAAAAGACAGUGUUAUGUGAUGUACAAACUUAUUUUUAUAUUCCUAAGCCUGUACAUUUUAGAAAGUUAGUGUAAGCUAUUUAUCCCAUAACCCCGGGGACUCCUCAAGGAUUGAUUUUACGACCAGUGUUACACUCGUAUGUACUUAGGACCUCAUUUUUUGACAUUAGUUUUUAUAUUUUCUACCAAUAAAUAAGAAAAGGUUA
This is a messenger RNA of Homarus americanus (American lobster), 1042 nucleotides long. RefSeq names its product high mobility group protein DSP1-like. Gene Ontology annotation, biological process: regulation of transcription by RNA polymerase II. NCBI's taxonomy places the organism in Eukaryota, Metazoa, Arthropoda, Malacostraca, Decapoda, Nephropidae. The coding region runs from base 127 to 804 and encodes 225 amino acids. Gene Ontology annotation, molecular function: DNA binding, bending. The transcript has a single exon. The record is from RefSeq and is a predicted model, not a curated record.